AUGGAAAUAUCAAAAGUGCUAUGUAUUUUUAAUUACUUAAUAAUUAUUAACUUAUUGAUCUCAUGUUUAGCUUCUCAGCAUAAUAGAUCUGAUGGCAUCCCUAACACCUCUAUUAUGAAUGAUAGAAAGCUAGUAAGGAUUCAUUCAAAUAGUGACAGUUUUAUUAUUCCUACCAUUUUAAUUGAUUUUACCUAUGAUUUGUUGGAACACAUUUUAUAUAUAUUUCAUACAUCUCUUGAUGAAAAAAAGCAAGAAAUGUUGAGUAAAGUAAAUAAUGUAGUACAUGAAGUUCGUAACUUUAUAAGGGGAAGAAAGAAAGAAUCUUCAAUAUAUGCUAUACGACUUUUAUCUAUAUUCAUUCAUAAAGAAUUAACCCGUGUUUAUAAGAAAAUAUCCGAAGAGGAAGAUAAUGAGAAAAAAUGUUUCACUGAAUAUAUAAAUUAUUGGUCAAAAAUUAGAUCUGAUUAUAAUAAUAUGAAUAAACAUAUGUAUCACCAAUUAGCAUUUGGAGAUCAAACUAAUAAUAAGAGUCUUGAAUGGAAAAAAGUGAAAUGGAAUGCAUGGAAUGAACCAUUCCAUGAUUAUUUAGUGAAAGAAAUUAAAAGAAAUUAUUUGGAUUUCAUAUGCAUGAUGCAUAAAGGAUAUGAUUAUAAUCGGGUUAAAAAACAUUAUGAAAAGAUAAAGUAUCUUUGGGAUGAAGAUAUGAGAAAUAUGUGGACCAAAUGGAAUUGUUUUUUAGAAAAUAGUUUGCAAGAUCUAGAUGAAGAAGAAAGAAAGAUUUAA
Molecule: messenger RNA, 783 nt
Organism: Plasmodium relictum
Lineage: Eukaryota; Apicomplexa; Aconoidasida; Haemosporida; Plasmodiidae
Exons: 1
Coding region: 1-783 (260 amino acids)
Source: RefSeq, a predicted model, not a curated record